AUGUGGCCACUCAGUACCACCUUGGUUGUGGGAAACCAAGGUAAAAAGCCUCCUCAGCCAUCUCCAGCCCCCCAUUCUACAGCACGAAGAGCAUUAGGAACAAGGGUUUGCUGGAACACCAGAUCGACUAUCUUCCCUUCGGGGUGCCUGCCUUGUCCGACCCACCACCGCUGUGUGAUAUCACGAAAGUUUGACUUCAAGGAGGCUGCAACGCGAGUUCAGAAGAACGACGAUGGUGUAAGAGAUAAUGAUGGAGCUUUGCUCAAGGAUGACCCGCAAGCAUUUGAGACCCCGCAAGUGGCCCAUAUACUCCCACAUUCUCUCAUGAAGAUUGAAGACGCUUACUGGUCUAAACUCAAAACCGGCCUUUCAACGCCAUCUCUUACGCCUACUCUCCAUAAUCUCUUUGGGGGCUUUCAAAUGUUCUUUGAGCCGGUCUCAACCCAACUGCCUCAUGUCUACAAAAUCGGCUCAUAUCUCCUACCCUUCCUCUUGCGAGAUCCAGUAUUGCCAGUAACUCGAGAGCUAUACCUUUCAGAGGAAAGAACAAUUGACCUUCCUCUGCCUCAACUCCUAGCAAUCCAUAGUGCCAUUGCUCAUGUCCUUCACCUCUUCGCCUCUGGUGAAUACAUUGAUAGGCUUCUGCGGAAUCAAGAGGAGAUAGGCGUGAAGGCAGAUGGGUCUACUGAACUGGGCCGCCUCAUCAAACUUAGACUCUCUGGGUGGAUAACUAGUGGUUGUCUGAGCCACUUGUUGACACCAUGUGAGAAUAACUCCAAUAUACUUAUGUAUGAUGACGGCGAUCUAUCAGUGAACAACCAAGCUGCUGGUCAAGGUCCCGCUCCCCAAACACUUGAAUUCAGCACCAGCCGUCAAUCUAAUUCUUCGGAGUGUGAGAUGUUGGGCAUUAAGAAAACAACUAUUACCAUUCUUGUGUUCAUUCACCUGGGCUUGAUCUAG
Molecule: messenger RNA, 960 nt
Organism: Blastomyces dermatitidis ER-3
Lineage: Eukaryota; Fungi; Ascomycota; Eurotiomycetes; Onygenales; Ajellomycetaceae
Exons: 5
Coding region: 1-960 (319 amino acids)
Source: RefSeq, a predicted model, not a curated record